AUAACAAACAUGUCAGCGCUCUGGUGUAACAUUAGAAGUUAGUUAGAAAUUUGACUGAGUUCUUCUAAUGUACUUUACGGAUACUUGCAACUCUUUGUGAACCAUGUCAUUGCCUAAACAUCAUGUUGCGUUGGUCAGAACACUUUACAAGCGAAUACUGCGGCUUCAUCGGGGACUCAAUCCCGAAUUAAGAGCGAUGGGAGACGAGUAUGCAAAAGCCGAGUUUAAAAGACAUAUGAAGGCCUCACCAGAGCAGACUGUGAAAUUUGUGAAGGCUUGGGUUGAUUACGCCUUUACCUUAUCUAAGCAGUUAUCUGGGAUGGAGCCUAAAGCGUCGUACGGAAGACGUCUCAGCCAUGAAGAAUUGAACAGUUUUAGUGAGGAACAGAUAUACCAGCUGUACCACCUAAACCAAGAAGCAACUGGAAAAACAGAAGAUGCCAGCAGAUAACAUCCAACUUGCAAGAACGAGAACUUACCAAUUGAAAUGAGGCAAUCGGGUGUAUUUAGAAUUGGAAUGUGAAUUUGUGUCGUAGAAGUUUAGAACAUAGAAACAUAGAACAUAGAAUAGAGAACGUCUAAUAAUGUAAUUUUGAAAUCACUUGUGUGAUAAGUAAUAAAGUUUGUUGUUUAUGUUAUUUAUAAA
Priapulus caudatus is the source of this 646-nucleotide messenger RNA. Its product is annotated as succinate dehydrogenase assembly factor 3, mitochondrial-like. Gene Ontology annotation, cellular component: mitochondrion; mitochondrial intermembrane space. The coding region runs from base 104 to 451 and encodes 115 amino acids. The record is from RefSeq and is a predicted model, not a curated record. Gene Ontology annotation, biological process: succinate metabolic process; mitochondrial respiratory chain complex II assembly. Lineage: Eukaryota; Metazoa; Priapulida; Priapulimorpha; Priapulimorphida; Priapulidae. The transcript has 2 exons.